AUGCCCUCCCCUCUCUUCCUCUCCAGAAACCCUAAUCCUAGCCCCGGCACCACUAACCCCCACCUCUCGUCGCCCCCCGCGUCGGCCGCAAUGAGCACCACCGGAGUCUACGUGCCGCCGAUGCGGCGGCUCCGCUCCGUUAUCGCGUCCACCAACGGGAGCCUCGCGCCACCACCGUCCGCCGCGGCGCAGGCACAGCAGGCGGCGCGGUCGCCGGAGUGGCUGGUGGACGGGCGUUUGCUCAGCCCCCCCUCGCCGCCUCAGCCACGGCGGCGCGAUAUACCUCCCUUGCCGCGGCCACCCCAGCCAGAGCAUUUCCGGCAGCAGAGCGUUGGGUAUGCCCGCUAUGCCUACGAUGAUUUCUCUGAGGAUGACUCAGAUAAGGACAUUGACCGCACGUCAGUUUCGAGCAAGGCUGCAUCCACUUUAGAUAAUGUUGAUGAGUGGAAAUGGAAACUGCACAUGCUACUUCGUAAUGAUGAUGAACAAGAGAUUAUCUCAAGGGAAAGAAAGGAUAGGCGAGAUUUUGAACAACUUGCCCAACUGGCUGACAGAAUGCGUUUGCACAGCCGUCAGUAUUCUAAAGUUGUUGUGUUCAGUAAGGUUCCAUUGCCUAAUUAUAGAUCAGAUCUUGAUGACAAAAGACCCCAAAGAGAGGUAUCUAUACCUGCUGGUUUGCAAAGAGAAGUUGAUGCUCUGCUUGCAGAUUAUGUUGCACGGAAGAGAACAAACAUCGGGAACUUCCCUAGUUCAGCCUUCUCACGGUCAAGCAGCACAGACAGUUUUGCAACUGAUGAAGGCUUCUUUGAUCAGCAAGAUAAGCAAACUUCCACUAGUGCUGUGAUGGACAGAAUCCAACGAAGGAAAAGCCUGCAGUUGCGGAAUCAGCAGGCUGCUUGGCAGGAAUCAAAUGAUGGUCAAAGCAUGAUGGAGUUUCGUCGCAGUCUUCCUGCUUAUAAAGAGAAGCAAACUUUAUUGGAAGCUAUAUCACAGAAUCAGGUCAUUGUAGUUUCAGGUGAGACUGGCUGCGGUAAGACGACACAACUACCGCAGUACAUUCUAGAAUCUGAAAUCGAUGCUGCUCGUGGUGCUACGUGCAGUAUUAUUUGCACUCAACCGAGACGAAUAUCAGCAAUUUCUGUGUCCGAAAGAGUUGCUGCUGAAAGAGGCGAGAAAAUUGGUGAAUCGGUUGGCUACAAAGUUCGACUGGAAGGCAUGAGAGGAAGGGAUACACGCCUUCUUUUCUGCACCACUGGAGUCCUGUUGCGGAGAUUGUUGGUGGACAGAAAUUUGAAAGGUGUUACCCAUGUUAUCGUUGAUGAAAUCCAUGAGAGGGGCAUGAAUGAAGAUUUUCUUCUUAUUGUCUUAAAGGAUCUUCUUCCACGUCGUCCUGAGCUGAGACUUAUAUUGAUGAGUGCAACCCUUAACGCUGAGCUAUUCUCUUCAUACUUUGGUGGAGCACCCAUGAUACACAUACCUGGUUUUACUUAUCCUGUUCGGAGUCGUUUUCUGGAAGAUAUUCUUGAAAUUACUGGGCACCGGUUAACUCCUUACAAUCAAAUUGAUGACUAUGGCCAAGAAAAAAGUUGGAAGAUGCAAAAGCAAGCUCUACGAAAGCGGAAGAGCCAAAUCGCUUCUGUUGUGGAAGAUGCAGUUGAAGCUGCUGAUUUGAGAGACUAUAGUUCGCGAACUCGCGAUUCUCUAUCCUGUUGGAAUCCUGAUUCAAUUGGUUUUAAUUUAAUAGAAAGUGUCUUAUGCCAUAUUUGUCAAAAGGAACAAUCAGGUGCAAUACUUGUAUUUAUGACUGGGUGGGAUGACAUUAAUUCAUUAAAAGAGCAGCUGCAAGCAAAUCCACUGCUUGGAGAUCCAAGCAAAGUUUUGUUGCUCGCUUGUCAUGGUUCUAUGGCCAGUUCAGAGCAGAAAUUAAUAUUUGAUAGGCCUGAGCCUGGAGUAAGGAAAAUAGUUCUUGCCACGAAUUUGGCUGAAACUAGUAUUACUAUCAACGAUGUAGUUUUUGUUGUUGACUGUGGCAAGGCAAAAGAGACGUCUUACGAUGCACUGAAUAAUACUCCCUGUUUGCUUCCAACCUGGAUCUCCAAGGCUUCUGCCAGACAAAGACGAGGACGAGCUGGUCGAGUCCAACCAGGGGAGUGCUACCAUCUUUAUCCACGAUCUGUAUAUGAUGCAUUUGCUGACUACCAGUUACCAGAACUUCUGAGAACCCCUCUCCAAUCCCUCUGUUUGCAAAUAAAAAGCUUGAGGCUAGGAAGUAUAUCAGAAUUUUUAUCCAGAGCUUUACAAUCACCUGAAUCUCUAUCAGUACAAAAUGCCAUUGAAUAUCUCAAAGUCAUUGGAGCUUUUGAUCAGAAUGAAGAGUUGACGGUUCUUGGAAAGCACUUGUCUACGCUUCCAGUUGAACCUAAGUUAGGAAAGAUGCUUAUUUUUGGGGCUAUUUUUAAUUGUCUGGACCCCAUAUUAACCAUAGUUUCUGGACUUAGUGUUAGAGAUCCUUUUUUGACCCCCUUCGAUAAGAAAGAUCUUGCAGAGUCAGCUAAAUUGCAGUUUUCAUGUCGGGACUACAGUGAUCAUCUUGCACUUGUUCGUGCAUAUGAAGGAUGGAGGGAGGCUGAAAGAGACCGUGCUGGUUAUGACUACUGCUGGAAAAAUUUUCUUUCGGUACAAACAUUGAAAGCAAUAGAUUCUCUUCGGCGUCAGUUUCUCUUUCUUCUGAAGGAUACUGGUUUGGUUGAUGAAAACAUGACUGUGUGCAAUAAAUGGAGCCGUGAUGAAAAUCUAGUUCGGGCAGUAAUUUGUGCAGGACUAUAUCCAGGUGUUUCCUCUGUUGUGAACAAGGAGAAAUCCAUCUCCCUCAAGACAAUGGAGGAUGGACAGGUUAUGCUUUAUUCGAGUUCGGUUAAUGGUAAAGAAGCCAAGAUUCCAUUCCCCUGGCUAGUUUUCAAUGAGAAGGUGAAGGUGAAUUCUGUUUUCCUCCGGGAUUCAACUGCUAUAUCUGAUUCUAUAUUGUUGUUAUUCGGAGGCUGCAUAAAACAGGGGGGCUUGGAUGGACACUUAAAAAUGCUUGGAGGUUAUAUUGAGUUCUUCAUGAAUCGUGAUCUUGCUUCAACUUAUUUGAGUCUGAAGAGUGAACUUGAGAAUUUAAUCCAUUGCAAGCUCCAAAACCCAAGGAUGGAUAUCCAAACGAGUGAAGAGCUGCUAUCAGCCAUCCGUUUGCUGGUGACUGAGGACCCAUGCAGUGGGCGGUUUGUCUACGGCCGACAGGAGCCAAGAUCAAAGAAAGCAAAGACGAUGCUUUUGCCAUCCUCCAUGAGUGGCGGUGGUGGUAACGGAGGGGAUAAUGCCAAGAACCAGCUCCAGACUUUCCUGACCCGGGCCGGGCACAACAACCCUACCUACAAGACGAAGCAGAUCAAGAGCUCUCUCUUCAGGUCAACGGUUGAGUUCCAUGGCAUGCAGUUCGUGGGGCAGCCGUGUGCAAACAAGAAACUUGCGGAGAAGGAUGCUGCGCGCGAGGCACUGAACUGGCUCACAGGAGAUGGUGGUGGAGCGAUCACUGACUCUAGGGGGGCCCAGGACGCAGACCCCAUGUCCUUGCUGAUGCGACCACCACGCAGGCGACGGCAUAGCCAUCGUCGGAGGAGCUGA
Miscanthus lutarioriparius is the source of this 3663-nucleotide messenger RNA. The record is from the annotation of a GenBank genome assembly. NCBI's taxonomy places the organism in Eukaryota, Viridiplantae, Streptophyta, Magnoliopsida, Poales, Poaceae.